AUGGCCGACCGUGGCGUCCCCGCUGAAGUGUCCGGCCCUCGGGGUUCUCCGCAGCAGGAAGCCCGGCACCCGCGUGCAGCCGGGCCGGGCAGCGGUGAGACCCCACGCACGGCGGCGCUGGCGCUGCGUUUUGACAAGCCCAUCAAGCAGGCCUUCUACAACACGGGGGCCGUGCUGUUCGUGUGCCUGUGCUGCGGCGCGGCGGUGCUCGUGUACUUCAUCCUCGAGGCCUUCCUGCGGCCCCUGCUCUGGGCGGUGCUGUGCGGCACCUUCCUGCACCCCUUCAAGAGCUCGCUGACGCGCCUGGGCCGCCACUGGCUGCAGCGCCUGCACCGCGCGCACACGCCCAUCGUGCUGGCCGCGCUGCUGCUGCCGCUCUGCUUCGCCGACUACGGCGUGGAGGCCCUGGGCGAGCAGGUGCUGCGCCGCCGCCGCCUGCUGCUGCUGCUGGGCGCGGGCGGCCCGCUGCUCUACGGCCUCUACUGCCUCGGCAGCUACCUGGGCGUGCAGGUGCUGCUGGCGCACGCGGGCGCGCUCAUCUGCCGGGGGCUGGACUAUUUCAGCAGCCUGUGGAUCUGGACUUUGGUAGUUGGCUAUGUGUUGACCGUUUCAUUCAAGUGGAAUGCCAGCACUGAACGCUAUCUGAGAGCAGUUUCAAUUCCUGUCUGGAUUAUCUUGCUUUUUCAUUUAGCAUCAUUGGCUGGCUCAUGGAGAAUUCCAGUAUUCCUGGUUAUUGUUUUCUUGAUGUCUGUGGGCACCCUCUAUGAAAAGCAGAAUGGGAAAGAGUCUGCUGGGGCAGAAUUACCAGGGCAAGUUAUCUCCAUGGCAGCUUCUACUCUGGCAAAUCUGGCCAUCUCUAUCACAGGGUAUGAGUCAAGCAGUGAAGAUCAACCCUCCACUCUGCCUGCAGAAUCUAUGGACAAGGAAGGCGAACCUCCUCCAACAUUGUCUGCUGCUGCUCCUCCUCCUCCUUCUUCUUCUUCUUCUUCCCCUUCUUCCCCUUCUUGUCCUUCCUCCCCUUCACCCACUCUGGGCAGACAAAGGCCUGAGAUUGGAACCUUUCUCAGAAAGAAGAAAACUAGUGACAUUUACUUUGUGUCUCUUGGCUGGGCCAUCAUAGUUGUCCAGCUCUGGCUGAACUUGUGGAUUGUGCAGUUGCUGCCAGUGCCCAUUGCAGUCUGGAUAAUCAAAAAGCUUGUCAUUCACUUUGGAGUUGUGGACUUCCUGGAGAAACGGUGCCGGGUAUGGUGGCAGGUUGUUGAAGGCUUCCUGAAGGAGCGGCAGGAGGCUUUAGCCCCAUGGCCAAUUAUUGGGCUUGGAAAAUUCCUGUUAAAAGUUGAUAGCAAGAUGAUCAUCUGGUUGGAGAAGAUGUUAGAUAAAAUAAUUAGCAUUUUUAUCAUAUUUUUGCUAGUAAUAGGAACACUUCUUUUAGCCCUUCUCCUGACUGCAAAGCUGCAUAAAAUUUUAGGAGAUAAGAUGAAUAAUACUGCUGUAAUUGAGAAGCAAGUACUAGAACUCUGGGAUAGACUAUAUCAUUCUUGGUUUGUAAAGAAUGUAACACAUUCUGGAAGGCAUAAAGGGCACAAGAUGCAUAUAAGUCGUCAGAACAGCUGGCUGGGAGACAUUCUGGACUGGCAGGAUAUUGCCUCUUUUGUUCACGAGAACAUUGAGACAUUUCUUUCGAUAUUAUCUUUUGGCUUCCAAAUAUGGAAGAUGAAGAUCUUGGAGUCCUUGUGGAUUGUUAUGAGCCGGAAUGUGAGCCUGCUAUUUACUACAGUUACCACGCUGCUGACUAUCCUCUUCUAUAGUGGCACUGCCCUUCUUAAUUUUGUACUCUCCCUGAUAAUUUUCCUGACCACACUGUUUUAUCUAUUAAGUUCCAGUGAUGAGUACUACAAGCCAGUGAAGUGGGUGAUAAGCCUGACACCACUAUCUCAGCCAGGUCCUUCCUCUAAUAUUAUUGGCCAGUCUGUGGAAGAAGCCAUCAGAGGGGUGUUUGAUGCUUCCCUCAAAAUGGCGGGCUUCUAUGGAUUGUACACCUGGCUGACUCAUACUAUAUUUGGCAUCAACAUUGUCUUCAUUCCAUCAGCUUUGGCUGCAAUUCUUGGAGCUGUGCCAUUUCUGGGAACGUACUGGGCGGCGAUUCCUGCAGUUUUAGACUUGUGGCUCACCCAGGGUUUAGGCUGCAAGGCCAUCUUGCUGUUGGUUUUUCAUCUCUUGCCAACAUACUUUGUAGAUACUGCAAUCUAUUCUGAUAUAUCAGGAGGUGGCCAUCCUUACCUGACAGGCUUGGCAGUGGCUGGAGGAGCAUACUACCUAGGCCUGGAGGGAGCCAUCAUUGGGCCUAUACUUCUCUGCAUACUAGUAGUUGCUUCCAAUAUCUACAGUGCCAUGCUAGUUAGUCCUACAAAUUCAGUGCCCACACCAAACCAGACUCCGUGGUCUGCUCAGACUCAGCGGAUAAGAAGACAUGAUAUGAGAAUAUUUACUUUUCUCCUACUGAAAACUCUUAAAAAAGCUGAGGGCAACCUGAAAGCAGCAAGAGUCUAUCCUAUACCCUCUUCCACGAGGGCUCCUCUCCUAAGUAAUGCUUCCCUUUGUUCUCUUUCACACUUGAUAGCACUGAAGGUGACAACUGGAAUGGGAUCCUGGAGAAACUCAUCUUUUCUUUCUGAGUUAUUAGUAACUCAUUGCUGGUUUUUAGAAAGGUUACCUUAAUUAACUGAAUACAUUUCACAA
Messenger RNA from Dipodomys ordii (Ord's kangaroo rat), 2739 nucleotides. RefSeq names its product transmembrane protein 245 (gene Tmem245). Bases 1 to 2718 code for a protein of 905 amino acids. The transcript has 16 exons. The record is from RefSeq and is a predicted model, not a curated record. Lineage: Eukaryota; Metazoa; Chordata; Mammalia; Rodentia; Heteromyidae.